Carica papaya (papaya) is the source of this 2503-nucleotide messenger RNA. The record is from RefSeq and is a predicted model, not a curated record. Lineage: Eukaryota; Viridiplantae; Streptophyta; Magnoliopsida; Brassicales; Caricaceae.
UUACCGAAAUGUGUAGAAAUUGUGGAUCGAAAUGGGAGGUCUUCGCUUUUUUCGCUUGUCAAAGCCUUUGACUCUGUUCUUGCCGUUUAUGAAGGUUUCUGCAACUUGAAGCAGGUGGAUCUCAAGCUAAAGGUCUGCAGGGGUUCUUCAAUUCGAAAGAUUUUAGUUAGAGAAGCAAAAUCUUAUAUUGCAAGCAAGGUGAUAGUUGGAACAGCCAGAAAUCACCACGCAAUCCGGUCUUCAACAUCUGUAGCUAAAUACUGUGCCAAGAAACUCUCAAACGAUUGCUGGGUUCUUGCUGUUAAUAAUGGGAAAAUUCUUUACCAGAAAGAGGGUUUUCAAUUAACCCCUAAUUGCUCAAAAGGAAAGGAAGAUCAUCGUCCAAAUAAUUUGUUCAAUGUAAUUCAGAGGUCAAUAUCACCGAGUACUAAUCGAAAAGUACUAAGUGAAGCCAAUGCCAAAGUAACCCCGAAGGAGGCGUAUGAUCAGGGUGAUCACCGGAAACCUGAUUUGAGCUUGGUAAAAAUCAGCUCAGAUGCUUUGGAGGGGAUUACGAAGCAGAAUUGCUCCAUUUGUGGACCAUCUGAACCAUCUGCUGCAUUACCGGUUACAUCUUGUAACCAAUCUGCAGAAAAAUGUUCAGGUGAUAAUGGUGGUGAUGAUAAAUCCAUGGCUAUAGUGCCUGUGCAAACGGUAGAGGCACGGUCAAGUUCGAUUUCUACGUUGAUCAGGCAAUUGCCUGAAACCAGACCUGGUUGGCCACUGCUUCGUCGUGCUAUUUUAACAGACCGACGUGCAACUGAGCGAUCUUCAUUGAGGAAAAUCUCAGUGGUUCAGUGGGCUUUAAGGUUGCCCUCUAGAAAUACUUCAUCCAUUUCCACGCCAGAUGAUAAACAGAAUGAUUCUAGAAAGGGUGAAAAGAAAUCUCAGAGUUUAGAUGGAGAAAGUGGUGCUAUAGUUCCAGUAGGGACUGAAACUGUGAGAAUUCCAUCUUCUCCUGAUUGCAACUCAAGAUGCCUACCUAAGGAAUUGGAGGGUCUUCAUGAGAAGUACUCGGCAACUUGCAGAUUGUUUCAAUACCAGGAGCUCCUGUCAGCAACAUCAGAUUUUUCGACUGAAAAUUUGGUUGGUAAAGGAGGCAGCAGUAAAGUGUACAGAGGUUGCCUACCUGACGGUAAGGAACUUGCCGUGAAAAUUCUGAAGCCUUGUGAAGAUGUGUUGAAGGAAUUCGUUUUGGAGAUUGAGAUUAUUACAACUUUAAAUCACAAGAACAUCAUUUCCCUUUUGGGUUUCUGUUUUGAGAACAAUAAUCUUCUGCUGGUUUAUGAUUUUCUAUCAAGAGGCAGCCUUGAGCAGAACCUUCAUGGUAAUAAGAAAGAUCUGCUUGAAUUUGGUUGGACUGAGCGAUAUAAGGUGGCGGUAGGGGUAGCCGAGGCCUUGGAUUAUCUGCAUAGUGGCACCGCCCAACCUGUGAUUCACAGGGAUGUUAAAUCAUCAAAUAUACUUUUGUCUGAAGAUUUUGAGCCUCAGCUUUCAGACUUUGGACUUGCAAAAUGGGCAUCAAAAUCCUCAACUCAUAUGACCUGCACUGACGUUGCAGGAACCUUUGGAUACUUGGCUCCUGAGUAUUUCAUGUAUGGCAAAGUAAAUGAAAAAAUUGAUGUAUACGCGUUUGGAGUUGUACUGCUUGAGCUUCUUACAGGAAGGAAGCCCAUAAGCAGUGAUUAUCCUAAAGGCCAGGAGAGCCUUGUCAUGUGGGCAAGACCCAUUUUAAAUAAUGGUGGAAAAGUUUCUCAGUUAUUGGAUCCAAGCCUAUGCAACAAGUAUGAUCAUGACCAGAUGGAGAAAAUGGUUUUAGCUGCCACUCUCUGCAUCAGACGCGCCCCGCGAGCAAGGCCUCAAAUGAGCCUGGUUUUAAAGCUCCUCAAAGGGGAUGCUGAAGUCACAAAGUGGGCAAGGCUACAAGUGAAUGCAUCAGAAGAUCAACUUGACAUGGCAGAUGAUGAAUCCUGUCCUCCACAAUCUAAUCUACAGUCCCACCUCAACCUUGCACUGCUAGAUGUGGAAGAUGAUUCACUGUCCAUUAGCAGCAUAGAGCAAUGCAUCUCACUAGAGGAGUACCUCCGAGGCAGGUGUAGCCGCUCUUCGAGCUUCGACUAAUUAACCAUUUGAAGUAAUAACACCAGAAUGCAACUAAACAUGGUUGAGUUUGGUGAGAUAUUUUUGUAUAUGUGUUUAUUUGGUUGGUUACAAUUAUGAGAGAUUGGAUAAAUGGGUGUUGGAUGAGAGGUUGUUUGCAGGUGUGCCCUCCUCCUUCCCAAACUUGUACUACUACUCACAAGUGUUGUCACCACAAAAGACUUUUUCUUUUUUUUUUUUACUUCUCCUCCUUUUUGGAGGCAGAGAAAUUUCUUUUUUUGUCAGUUUCUGUAUUGAUCCAUUGGUGUUAGUGGAAAUUGUGGUAAUUGUUGUACUGUAAAUUGGUGAAUCCUAUAUAAUAAAA